AUGGCAGCAGAUCGCGGGCAGGAAGCAGCAGCAGCGACCCAAUGGGUCGCCUUGUCUCGCGACGAGGUGAGUCCCUGUAUCUCCCCUGAGCUCAUCUACGGUGGUAUUGAAUGUGCCAUUGGUAUUGGGCAGGUAUUGCGGCGUAUCGAGGCGCUGGCAGCAGAUUUCUUGGAGCGUCUUUCGGACGGGAAGCUGCUCGAGCUGGAGGCUUUGAAGCGCAAUUCGUCAGCAUUGGUGUACGACCAUCAGAACCAGCGCCAAAUCCACGGGAAUGAAAGGCGCUUCGUGAAACUGAACAGGCAGGGAGGGAGGAGAUACACCGGAAUUUGGCUCAUCUUGCAGACCGCACAUGCGCUACUAACAGAAAACAAGACGGCAACUCAGAGAGAUGUCUACUAUCUGCACCCGUUCUUCAAAGGGCAAAGUGAAGCGGACGAAGCGAUUCUCGAUGCGGGAAGUAUCCUGGGAGUUCCAAGAGGAUGCAUGAACAUUGUCGGUGCAACGAAAGGCUGCUUCACUGGAGACAUCAGUAUUUUGGUACGUGGCGCACCCGCGCACAGAGAUGGCUGUUGGAGGCAUUUUGGGAGUGGGGAAGAGGUCUCAAUUACUCAAGAGCUUCUGCAGUUGAAGCCAAGUGACGUAGAGGAUAAGUUUUACAAGAUGGUUCCGAGCAUCCUGAUCACUGGUCGCGGUUUUCCAGAUCUGGCUACGAGGGUGUUUGUGAGCCUUUUGAGCCACGCGUUGAAAAUUCCCGUCCUUGGUCUCUGUGACUGCAACCCGUUUGGCCUCUCCAUUAUGCUUACGUACAAACUAGGAUCAGCUCGGAUGCCGUUGGAGUCGCUUGAAUACGCCGUCGACAUCAAGUGGGUUGGUGUUCGUCCGUCCCAAAUCGCGGCCUUAGGUCUGCCACAGUCAUCGUUUAAAGCGCUCACUCGGAAGGACAUCGCUGUGGCAAACUCCUUGUUGCAAGCAAGCUUCGUGCAGGCAAAUGAGCACUACAGGGAUGAAGUUCAGAUGUGGCUCGAGGACUCGUUACCGUGGAAAAUUGAGCUCGAAGCACUACACUUCUUAGGUUUCACGUUCUUGACCUCCUUCCUCCAAGACUGUAUUCAGGAAGGCAAUUUUCUAUGA
Messenger RNA from Phytophthora sojae, 1131 nucleotides. RefSeq lists its product as hypothetical. Gene Ontology annotation, molecular function: ATP binding; DNA topoisomerase type II (double strand cut, ATP-hydrolyzing) activity; DNA binding. The transcript is spliced from 12 exons. Bases 1 to 1131 code for a protein of 376 amino acids. Gene Ontology annotation, biological process: meiotic DNA double-strand break formation; reciprocal meiotic recombination; meiotic DNA double-strand break processing. Lineage: Eukaryota; Oomycota; Peronosporomycetes; Peronosporales; Peronosporaceae. The record is from RefSeq and is a predicted model, not a curated record. Gene Ontology annotation, cellular component: nuclear chromosome.